Molecule: messenger RNA, 963 nt
Organism: Gracilinanus agilis (Agile Gracile Mouse Opossum)
Lineage: Eukaryota; Metazoa; Chordata; Mammalia; Didelphimorphia; Didelphidae
Product: olfactory receptor 8B3-like
Exons: 1
Coding region: 7-963 (318 amino acids)
Biological process (GO): G protein-coupled receptor signaling pathway; sensory perception of smell
Cellular component (GO): membrane
Molecular function (GO): odorant binding; olfactory receptor activity; G protein-coupled receptor activity
Source: RefSeq, a predicted model, not a curated record
AAGAAAAUGGCUUCAAAAAACGAAUCUUUAGUGACUGAAUUCAUUCUUGCAGGCUUAACAGAUCAACCAGAGCUCCAGCUUCCCCUAUUCCUCCUGUUUCUAGGGGUCUAUAUGAUCACUGAAGUGGGAAACCUGGGACUGAUCAUUUUAAUCAAGAUGAAUUCUCACCUUCACACUCCUAUGUACUAUUUCCUCUUCAACUUAUCUUUCAUAGAUUUCUGCUACUCCUCUGUCUUUACUCCCAAAAUGUCAAUGAAUUUUAUCUUAGAGAAAAAUAUCAUCUCUUAUUCAGGAUGUAUGGCUCAGCUCUAUUUCUUCUGUUUUUUUGUCAUUUCUGAAUGCUACAUGUUGACAAUAAUGGCUUAUGAUCGUUAUGUUGCCAUCUGUAAUCCAUUGCUGUAUCAUGUCACUAUGUCCCAUCAGGUCUGUUCAUGGUUAUUGGGUGCAGCAUAUGUAAUGGGGUUUGCUGGUGCAUUGGCCCACACUGGAUGCAUGCUGAGACUGUCCUUCUGUGAUGCCAACAUUAUAAACCAUUACAUGUGUGAUAUAUUGCCCCUCCUCCAGCUCUCCUGCACCAGCACCUAUGUGAAUGAGAUGGUGGUUUUCAUCGUUGUGGGCACUAAUAUCAUAGUACCUAGUGUCACUAUCUUCACCUCUUAUGUUCUCAUCCUGUUAAAUAUCCUGAGCAUCAGCUCCACUGAAGGCAGGUCUAAAGCCUUCAGUACGUGCAGCUCCCACCUAAUUGCUGUGGCUCUUUUCUUUGGGUCAGCAUCAUUUAUGUAUCUCAAGCCAUCUUCUUCAGGGUAUAUGGACCAGAGCAAAAUAUCAUCAAUCAUUUAUACAAAUGUAGGACCUAUGCUAAACCCCUUCAUUUAUAGUUUGAGGAAUAAAGAUGUUCAACUUGCCUUGAGGAAAACCUUGAGGAGAAGAAUAUUUUCCAGAACAGGAUCAGGAUUUUCAUAA